Molecule: messenger RNA, 2876 nt
Organism: Dacryopinax primogenitus
Lineage: Eukaryota; Fungi; Basidiomycota; Dacrymycetes; Dacrymycetales; Dacrymycetaceae
Exons: 1
Source: RefSeq, a predicted model, not a curated record
CGUCCUGGCACGUCUGUCCCCUCUCUCCCCGCCGCUCUCUCGCUCAGAAACGGCGGAACUCUCGGCUCUGUCUUACAGGCCUUUACCCUUACCCCCCGUUCGGCCCCCUAGUCCUGGGACGGGCGCGGGAGGAGGAGGGGCAGGGGGAGGGAACACAGAGUUAGGCCCGAGGAGGAUCAAGACUGUCCCCCGACCGCCUGGAGUCGGGAGAUGGCUCGAACGAGGCGGGUGGGAAGAGAGAUGUGGGGUGUGGAUACCUGAUGAGCGGGAGGGGGUCGUACUUGUCCAGAAUGGGAGUGGGAAUGGGAGUCGGGCGGGAACUGGAAUUGGAACUGGGACUGGGGGGAGUGAGCUCGUGCUCGCUACCGCUGGUUCUGGACCGACUUCUCCUUCUCCUUCUCCUCUUGGCUCUGGUUCUGGUUCUGAACCUGAGUCCGAAUCUGGUUCUGGACCGGCUUCUUCCGGUCUUCAACAGCUAGCGAAUAGGAACCCAAGACCUCGAGCUGUGCAAGGUGUCUCCGACGGGCUGCGCGCGCUUGCGAAAGGCUUGGAAGAGGAAGACGAGGAUACGUAUGGGAGGGAGACGCCUGAUCCGGGUGUGGAGCGGGAGGGGAGCGAAGCUGAGGCUGAGGAGGAGGAUGAGAGUGCGGAGGGUGAGCGGGAGGUGCGUAGGGAGAGCAGGGAGGGGAGGAGAGCGAGUUUGCCCGCCGGGAGGAUGCCCCCGCCUGCCCCGCUCGCUGUGCCCGCUGUGCUCAACGGACAGGGCGGAAAGGGGGCUAGUGCGGGCGGCAGGGGGGAAAUGGGGGAGAGGCGGGGGAGGAGGAUGAGCGUGCCGCUUUUGUCUGCUUUGCAGGAAGAACCUCAGCCUCUAGCAAGCCCUCGAGCCCUGUUACCAAAUUCAGUUCGGCUCGUUCACCCUCAACCGCAACAUCUCCCACGCCCUGCCCCCGCUCACUCCCAAGCACAAGCCCAAGCCCAAGCAGCCCAAGCAGCCCAAGGCGCCCAAGGCUACCCUCUCCCCUGCCCAACCCCAGCACUCGAGCAUCCCUACCCCCACGCCUCGCACGCUCACUCCCUCCACUCCCCCCCCACCGCCUCCACCUCCUCAGGAAACCCCCGUUGCAGCUCGCGCGUCUUCGCCCCUCUUGCAGAAGUCGGCACUCCCGGAAACCCGGCAAUGCCCCUCGUUCCUGCUAGUGCGAGUUUGCACCUUUUGCCUCCGGGACGGUUGAGGGAGAUGGAGUGGCUUGCUGCUGAGGAGAGGAGGAGGGGGGCUGAGCUUGGGGAGGAGAGGAGGGAGAGGGAGAGAGGAGGGAUUGCUGAGCGUGCGGAGCGUGCUGCGGGGAAGGACAGGGGGAGUACCCUUCCUAGUGUUGCUGCUGCUGCUAAGCGGGAGAAAGAGGAACGAGAAAGGGAGCGGGUGGAUGAGCGAGAGAGGGAAGAACGGGAAAAGGAGAGGUAUAGAGCUGAAGUCCGCCGGGCGAGGGAGAGGAGCGAGCGACUACGUCGUGGGCGUAGAGAGGAGGAUAUCCCCAUCGCUGAGGGAGAGGGGUGGGACGUUAAUAACCGCAGGAGGAGGCCGUUGUUGCCGCUGAUUGUCCCUCCUGCUCUUGGUAGGCCGGUACCGCAGAACUCGAACACUCUCCCUUCACCUCCUUCAAACUCGAAUGCGAACGGGGCACCGAACCAGAAUGGGGCACCGACGUCAAACCCGCCUAGACCGGCCCGAGCGCGCACAUCUACCGCCCCGGCAUCCAUCUCUUCCCGCCCUGAGGAGCCGCAGCCCUCCGCCCCUCCCACGCCCGCCUCCCCCACCAAAGCCUCCCAACGCGCGCGCAGUUCCAGCCGCGCAGAGGGGAAAGAACGAGAACGAGAACGUCAGCGGGUGAACUCUACCGGCCGGGAGCGGGAGCGGGUCAAGCUCGACCCUGCAGCCGGAGCACAAGCACAGAGACGGAUGAGCAUGAUCCCCCUUUCUCCUGGUGGACCGUUCUCGCCCCCUCUUGCGGGGUAUAGAUACGCGGCGAGCCCUGUGCCUGCUUCGCCUGUUUCUCCAGUUGGGCACCCUUCCCUCCCUACACUCCCUACACUCCCAACACUCCCGACACUCCCGACACUCCCCUCCGUACCGAUGCCCGUCUCCCCCCUAGCGGCCAGCCAGUCCCUCGCCCAUAUCCAGCUACAGAUGCAGCUCCAAGCCCAGGCCCAACUCGCGGCUAGCCAGUCACUUGCCCAGCUCCAGUUUCAGCAGUUGCAGAUCCAGCAGGCGAUGGCCCUCCAGGCUAUGGGUGGGCAGAGAGCGGGGACGAUGAGGGGUUUGGGCACGGGGAUGGGGGUGGAGGGUGGGACGCAGAGGAAGAGUAGGAGGCAGACGGUGGAUUUGGCUGGGAUGAUGUGAUGCGUCCGACUUUGUGCGACUUUUUGGAAAGUGGCUUUUGGAUCGGAUUGUUGGAUUUGUUGGAGUAUUGGAUGAUGUGCGUGGACGGUGGACGGUGGAUCCCAGCUAGCCACUUGCGGUGGUACGACAACCUGCUAAUUGCUGGAUGCUGGCCGAAAUUGCCAGCUUGGACACGUUUAUUACUUGAUAUGGAAGGUGCGGAAGUCUCCCCGCGGACGAAGGAAAAAAGGCGGUGUUUUGGUCAGACUUCAGACUCUCGGAAAACUCUUCUCGCCGGCAUGGUUCAUCCAUCCAUAUCAUCCCCCAUUCGCGGCUCUUCCAACUCAACGAUUUUCGCCAUUCGGUUCCCUUGAUGACUCGGUUCUGUUUUUUUUUGUUUCUCUUCUUGUCUUCCCUCGGUUCUCGUUUUUAUGGAUAUUUGUUCGGACUGGUCUCAUACCCCUCCUUCCCUUAACCCUGCUCAUCUGGCGGUCACCCC